CCCAGUUGGGGACAAGUAGCCAAAAAACGGGGGCGAAGAAGCAUCUCCCGCGUAUUUUGACUCCUGUCUUUUGGCAUUAUAAGCUGUGUGUUUUUUUUAUAUAUAUACUCCAUGUUUGUUCAUUAUUGUCAUAUUAAAAAAGAUGGCAAGUCUCAGUCAGGAACUAAAGCGCUGGGCUGUUGAGGAACUUGAGUUGCCAGCAGCCAGACUCCCGGAUGACGGCUAUAUAAAGACGUUGUGUGUCGGUCCUGGAGCUUCCAUCUGGAAGUAUAUCACACAACAUGUUUAUAAGGAAAGGAACGUUCGAGUCAUGAGGGGGAAUAUUCAGUGGUACAAAGUUUUGCAAGACAAAGAGCUUAAACAGUUGAAAAAUCAGAGUAAAGAUGCGAGAAGGCUUGAGCUUCAGAGAGAGAUUGAUGCCCUUCAGACUGAACUCAAUCAGCUGGACACAAAGAUCAGUAGAGCGGAAGAUCAACUUGCUACUGAAGAGAAGAACGUGAACAGGAACUGGGAGGACUUCACGGAGAGCAGGCAUAGACAGAUCCUGUUAGAUUCUUUCAGACAGCGCUGCUCAGAGGAGAGAAAUGUACUGUUAGAGGACACGCGUGUGAUUGGCACUCAGCGGUUUGCCCUGGAAGAGCUGUCCAAGAAAGCAGAGGUGAAGCUGGUGUUUGGGCCAUCUGACAGUUCAGACAGUGAAGCCGGAGCAGAUCCAUUGGUUUUGAAAGAUGUGAGAGAACUCUGCAACGAGAGGGUUCUCUUCUUCCAGGGCCUUCUAGACAGUGAACUUCACUUGAAUUCGUCCACUGAAGUUACUCGCGAAGAAAGGAAAGCGGUGAUCCAGCAUUGGACGAGUGCAGUGGAGAAUGUUCUACGCUCUCAUCCUCCAAACCAAGUUCUUUCAGCUCUGCAAGCCUUGAUCUCCAGACAGCAGGUGGCUUUAGAAGAGAAGAUUGCUGUGUUGAAUGUGGAGCAUGAUGUUUCGGAUCUAGGGUUUCGUUAUGAAAGCAAUCGCCUAAUAGAUGUAUCGGCUGAGCGGAAAGAGGAGUUAACACCUGUCUGCAGUCUUUUACAGUCUGCCUGGGAGGAGGUGGAGCAGAGUUAUUUUGAACUGGCACAGACUCGCAACAGAUGUGGUCAGUUGCAGACCGAACUCAUGGCUUUGAUGAGAAAAGCAGAGAUGGGGCACGGAUCAGACCCAGUGUCCAGGUGUGUGUUUGAGUUGGAGAUGGAGGGAGUAAAGCAGUCAGCAGUCAGAGACCACGUCAGAGAGCAGUGUGCUCAGCUACAGCUGCAGGCCAGAGAGGGACAGGAAGCCAUCAGGACCCUGCAGACACGGUGUCAAAGUGUCAUGGACUUCAGACAGCUUGUGGACAGAAGACAAGAGCAGAUACGGCGCCUUAUCAAGGGAAACUCCACCGUGAAGACCGAAUUAACCCGUCUCCAUGCAGAGGUUGGGCAAUUUACUCAAGAAAAGCUCAAUCCUCAAUUUGAUCAAGUGAUUAAAGCCAGCAGUGGACUGCGCAACUCUGUGUCACAAGGGGCCAAGCACUUCAGCUCUGUAGCACUGGCUGCACUCAAUCGCAGGGUCAUGAAGGGAGGGCAGAAACCACCAGCAGCUCAGCUUUCCAUUCACCGGAUACAGUCCCCAGCUUUCCACAAACUCUGUCAAAGUCUGUCGUUUCCCAUGUACAUGGCUCCAGAAGAGCUGUGGUCUCAAGUUGCAGUUUUAAGGCUGGAAUUAAGAAAUCUGCGCAGGCUCCUUCAGCUUUUCUCAGAGUCAUCAGCAGACCUGCAAAAACUGACUGCACGGCUUCCAUCGCCUGAUCAGCAGACUUUGGUGCAGCGUGUGAAGAUGGUAGAUGAAGAGAUUCUGCAGACGUUGCUCCCACGGGCCCGUGAGCUCACACAGAGGUGCUCAAAAGGCCUGCUUUACACAGAACAAGUGAAGAUGGCUAUUACACACUGGUGGGAGCAGCCUGGACAGUUUGCCCUGCCUGAGAUGCAGAGAGAGGGACUGACUUUCCAACAAUGGCUUCAACGAUGGAAACUGGCAACAAAGGAAUCUUAGUUUAACAUUUGAGAGCAAAGUACUUCAUCCGUACAUCAUUUAUUUUUCAUUUACUUCCAGUUAAUUCUUGCUUUCUAUUCAAAAUAAUCUGGGAUUUAAUCAUAACCUAGGAUUCCUUGGUUAACUUUUCUGCAACACAUUUAGUUUGAGGAUACAUCCUGUUAAAUAUUUUAUGCACUUUUUCUAGAUUUCUCAAAUAAUCUGUUGGAAUAAAGAUGCAGUUCUAUAUUGUGUUGUGGUGUCGUACGUCUUCCUUUUGAAAGUAGACGUUGCUGAGAUCCAGAAUGCAUGUUGUUUACAGUGUAGUAAAGCGUUCUCUUGUAGGAGCAUGUGUAAUGAGACAGAAUUUCAUAAGCAAUUAUGAAUAGUAACAGUAGUGGUACUUCUGGGUUAGAUCAAACAUUUCUGUAAACACAAAUAACUUUCUAUUACUGUAAAUAAUUUUGAGAUGCCACUGGUGUAUAAUCAGAUUUAGUCUUGCGUAGCCUUUAAAGACUGAUUUGUAAUCUGUGUAAAUGUACUUUUAUAUGAUUUGAACAGAAAUUGUUAGACUGUUUUCAAAGGUAAUAAAAGAGACUUUAAAAAUCA
Molecule: messenger RNA, 2659 nt
Organism: Puntigrus tetrazona (Sumatra barb)
Lineage: Eukaryota; Metazoa; Chordata; Actinopteri; Cypriniformes; Cyprinidae
Gene: haus5
Product: HAUS augmin-like complex, subunit 5
Exons: 19
Coding region: 143-2071 (642 amino acids)
Biological process (GO): spindle assembly; centrosome cycle
Cellular component (GO): centrosome; HAUS complex
Source: RefSeq, a predicted model, not a curated record